Molecule: messenger RNA, 501 nt
Organism: Enterobius vermicularis (human pinworm)
Lineage: Eukaryota; Metazoa; Nematoda; Chromadorea; Rhabditida; Oxyuridae
Source: the annotation of a GenBank genome assembly
AUGGGAGAGCUGCAGUCAGCGCUGUUGCUCAAGAAACAGCUAUCAGAAAUUUUACGGGUUCCAGUCGAUGGGUUUUCUGCGGGACUUCAGGGUGACGAUAUCUACAAAUGGGAAGUACUUGUGAUGGGUCCUCCAGACACGCUUUACGAAGGUGGUUUCUUCAGAGCUGUUUUGGAAUUUCCAAAAGAGUACCCACAACGUCCGCCCAAGAUGCGUUUCUUAUCAGAAAUCUGGCAUCCGAAUAUUGACAAGGAAGGGAAUGUUUGUAUUUCUAUCUUACAUGAACCAGGUGAUGACCGCUGGGGUUAUGAAAAGCCUGAAGAAAGGUGGCUACCAGUCCACACGGUCGAAACCAUAUUGCUUUCUGUGAUUUCAAUGCUUGCUGAUCCGAAUCAUGAAUCACCCGCAAAUGUUGAUGCAGCAAAGAUGCAGCGAGAAAACUUUCCUGAAUUCAAAAAACGUGUGGCUGCUUGUGUCAGGAAGAGCCAGGAAGAAUGUUGA